CCGGGCGCGGGCAGAGUGCGGCGCGCGGGGCAGAGGCAGAGGCGCGGGGCGGCCGCGCGCACCAUGACGCUGGAGGAGCUGCCGGGGGAGCGCGGCGCCGCCGGCAGGAUGGAGGCGGUGGGCGACGCGCUGGAGGAGGUGCUCAGCAAGGCGCUGAGCCAGCGCAGCAUCACCAUCGGCGUCUACGAGGCGGCCAAGCUGCUCAACGUGGCGGCCGACAGCGUGGUGCUGUGCCUGCUGGCGGCCGACGAGGAGGACGGCCGCGACGUGGCCCUGCAGAUCCACUUCACGCUGCUCCAGGCCUUCUGCUGCGAGAACGACAUCAACAUCCUGCGCGUGAGCAACCCGGCGCGCCUGGCGCAGCUGCUGCGCGCCGCCGGGCCGCCCGCCGACCUCCACUGCGUCCUGGUCACGCACCCCCAUGCCUCGCAGUGCAAGGACCCGGCGCUGAGCCAGCUGAUGUGCUUCUGCCGCGAGAGCCGCUACAUGGACCAGUGGGUCCCCGUGAUCCACCUUCCCGAGCGGUGAUAGCAGCCCGGCGGAGACUCGCGGAACACAAUUGCACUGAAGUUUUGAAAUGCUUUAGCGGUUGCUCAGGAAGUAACUUCCUACCCUGACACAAGGAUUACCGGAGGAAAAAUAAAUAAAUAAAUAAAUUGAAGUCAAGUGGGGUAGACUGAAGUCAACUACAUGUUGUGUGGGUCUGAAGAAAAGUGACUCCGCAGCUGGGAAUGAACACAGAAGCGAAGCUAAACAAGCAGCCUCUGUGCCGCGAAAGGAAUUAAAACCUGCCGGAAGAGCUGAGACACACUGUGGCUGAGUUACUUAAAACACCCAACACCCUUAACAGUUUUUAAAGUGCAACUUACAGUUUCUGGUUUAAGUACCUUAAAUAUGAAAGUGCAAAGAGGUUAAUCAAAACAUUUUUACACACAAUUUUAUUGUAUUUUGGGAUGUUAAUUCUCAAGUUUAUAUUCUAAGAUAUAUAAUAAGUUAUUUUAUGAUAUUGAUGCAAAACUUAUUUAUGCUACAAGCUUUUGGAACCAGAAUACCCUUAAGCAGUUGGUCUACAACCACACCACUUGGUUUAAUACUCAGAUGUUUAAAGACAUCUACAUUAAUACAAUUGUUUGAAAUUGGAUAGUGUUUUUGGAUCUUUUUUUUUUUUUUUUUUUUG
Molecule: messenger RNA, 1177 nt
Organism: Rhea pennata
Lineage: Eukaryota; Metazoa; Chordata; Aves; Rheiformes; Rheidae
Gene: GADD45A
Product: growth arrest and DNA damage inducible alpha
Exons: 4
Coding region: 64-528 (154 amino acids)
Biological process (GO): regulation of cell cycle
Cellular component (GO): nucleus; cytoplasm
Source: RefSeq, a predicted model, not a curated record